AGACGCGGCGACCGCUGCACCGCACUCGGAGCUGCGGAGCGAGCCCACCCGCCCCGGGAGCUCGCCUCCCCGGUGCGCCCCCGCCCUCCCCGCCCCCCCAGCGGCGCUGCCUCCUCCAAAUGAGCGAUUCGCCCGCUGGAUCUAACCCAAGGACACCCGAGAGCAGCGGCAGCGGCAGCGGCGGCGGCGGGAAGAGGCCGGCGGCGGUGUCCCUCUUGCCCCCGGCGGACCCCCUGCGCCAGGCGAACCGGCUCCCCAUCCGGGUCCUGAAGAUGCUGAGCGCUCACACCGGCCACCUCCUGCACCCGGAGUACCUGCAGCCGCUGUCCUCCACGCCCGUGAGCCCCAUCGAGCUGGACGCCAAGAAGAGUCCUUUGGCGUUGCUGGCCCAGACUUGCUCGCAGAUCGGCAAGCCGGACCCGCCGCCCUCGUCCAAGCUCAACUCGGUAGCGGCGGCCAACGGGCUGGGAGCGGAGAAGGACCCCGGCCGCUCGGCCUCGGGCGCCGCCUCGGCCUCUGCGGCACUCAAGCAGCUGGGGGACUCCCCGGCCGAAGACAAGUCCAGCUUCAAGCCCUACUCCAAGGGUUCCGGGGGCGGCGACUCCCGCAAGGACAGCGGCUCCUCCUCUGUGUCCUCCAGCUCCUCCAGCUCCUCCUCCUUGUCCCCGGGAGACAAGGCGGGCUUCAGGGUGCCCAGCGCCGCCUGCACGCCCUUCCCCCCGCAUGGAGCGCCGGUCUCCGCGCCGUCGUCCUCGUCCUCCCCUGGCGGUUCCCGGGGCGGCUCCCCGCACCACUCUGACUGCAAGACCGGGGCCAGCGGGGAGCUGGACAAGAAAGACCAGGAGUCCAAGCCCAGCCCGGAGCCGGCGGCCGUGAGCCGCGGCAGCAGCGGGGACCCCGGCCCGCACGGCGGUGGCGGCGGCGGCGAGCCCGGGGCCUCCGGGCGCAAGUCGGAGCCGCCCUCCGCGCUGGUGGGGGCCGGCCACGUGGCACCGGUGUCGCCCUACAAGCCGGGCCACUCGGUGUUCCCCCUGCCUCCCUCCAGCAUCGGCUACCACGGCUCCAUCGUGGGUGCCUACGCCGGCUACCCGUCUCAGUUCGUGCCUGGCCUGGAUCCCAGCAAGUCUGGCCUCGUGGGAGGCCAGCUGUCGGGGGGCCUGGGCUUGCCGCCGGGCAAGCCCCCCAGCUCCAGCCCGCUCACCGGGGCCUCCCCGCCGUCCUUCCUGCAGGGAUUAUGCCGAGACCCAUACUGCCUGGGAGGUUACCACGGCGCCUCGCACCUCGGCGGCUCGGGCUGCUCCACGUGCAGCGCGCACGACCCGGCCGGGCCCGGCCUGAAGGCAGGGGGCUACCCGCUAGUGUACCCGGGGCACCCGUUGCAGCCGGCCGCGCUCUCGUCCAGCGCCGCCCAGGCGGCUCUCCCCGGCCACCCGCUCUACACCUACGGCUUCAUGCUGCAGAACGAACCGCUGCCGCACAGCUGCAACUGGGUGGCGGCCAGUGGGCCGUGCGACAAGCGCUUCGCCACCUCGGAGGAGCUGCUCAGCCACCUGCGGACUCACACGGCCCUGCCCGGCGCCGAGAAACUUCUGGCCGCCUACCCGGGGGCCUCGGGCCUGGGCAGCGCCGCCGCAGCCGCUGCGGCCGCUGCCUCCUGCCACCUGCACCUGCCCCCGCCCGCCGCCCCCGGCAGCCCGGGGUCGCUGUCCUUGAGGAGUCCACACACUUUGGGGCUAAGCCGGUACCACCCGUACGGCAAGAGCCACUUGUCCACAGCCGGGGGCCUGGCCGUGCCGUCGCUGCCCACAGCUGGACCCUACUACUCACCGUACGCGCUGUACGGACAGAGACUGGCCUCCGCCUCGGCACUCGGGUACCAGUAACCACAGCCCUGCCUCCUCCCCGCGCCCUCCUGCCCCACCCGCCGCCGCUGCAGCCCCCCGCCGCCUGCCCCCGCCGCCGGCACCCCCCCCUCCCACCGCCCACAUCCCUCCCCUCCCCACCGGACUGUGUAUUUAUUUACUAUAAUGUUAGCUUACAAGCUGGGAAUAUAAGUGCAUUAACGACCCACAAGAGUCAAUGGUAUGCAAAGAGUCUGUUCGCCCCUCCCCUCCCCGAAUAAUAAUAUUAAUCACACCAGUAACUACAUGCCCCCGCCCCCCCCCCCCCGCCUUUCUUUUCUGUUUUAUUUUUUCUUAGAUGUAAGUUUGCCUUUUUUUUUUUUUUUUUUUUUUGGAUUGGUUUGGUUUUAUCUGGAGGAGGGGGCAGCGUGGGAGCUUCUUUUUGUUUUCCCUCCAGGGGGACUUGCUUGCAUGCUUCCUAACGUUCAAACUACGUUUCCUCCUCCCCGCCCCGCCCCUCUGCCCUUCAUUCCUUCUUGUUUCUGUCCAUUCGAGGUUCUGGUUUGUUGGAUUUUUUUUUUCUUUGUACAAGUAACAGAGAGGAGGUAUUUUUUUGUAACGCAUUCGGAGGUGUUGGGAGCGACCUUGGGGGCUGAAGGUCUUGAGCUCUGUGGACCGGGGACUCUGCCCUGUGACCACUCCCCUGCCACUCUCUCCCCUCUGGGCUCCUUGGUCUGCUCCCUGGUCCCCCAGAUUAGAGCCUUGCUCCCCUAUCUUGCUCUGAGCACGAGUCAGUGGCUGGAGAGUCUUCCAAUAGCCUUUCCCCUUUCCAGACUCUGAAAGGCCCCAACCACUCCGUGGUGGUCGCACCACCUGCUGGUGAGGGGGCUGGCAGGGCUCAUCUCAUUCAAGUAAAAGUCCUAGAAGGCCCUGCUGGCAUGAAACUUUGCUGUUUAUAGUUUGCAAAGUGCUAUUAUAGUCAUUGUUUUUCUCUGAUAAUUGGGGCAGGGGUCCCUGUCCUGGCGAUGGGGGCUGGGUCGGUGAUUCUUGCUAGAUCCUUCCAAAGCAGACCAGUGGCAGUAUCAGCUGGCAGUACAACCCUUUUAGCACCUUUGGGGGGUGUGGGAGGGGAGUCAGGGAGCACGCGGAUCACAGCAGAGCCCGUCACCCCUUCCCAGGCCUGACCCAAGAGUCCCCAGAGUUGGCCGUGGGCUCCCUCAGUUACUGGGAUCGAAGACUCGGCCCAGGGUCUUCUCCCGACCCCUCCCUCCCACCCACCCUCUGGGCCUGAUGCAGGGGGCUGCGGGGCCCAUUUGAGAUGAAUAGAGCUCUCCUUGGUAAGACUUAUUUUGUUAAUAAAUGGAGUACUUGGC
Molecule: messenger RNA, 3214 nt
Organism: Budorcas taxicolor (takin)
Lineage: Eukaryota; Metazoa; Chordata; Mammalia; Artiodactyla; Bovidae
Gene: ZNF703
Product: zinc finger protein 703
Exons: 2
Coding region: 120-1883 (587 amino acids)
Biological process (GO): negative regulation of DNA-templated transcription
Cellular component (GO): nucleus
Source: RefSeq, a predicted model, not a curated record